Molecule: messenger RNA, 2892 nt
Organism: Asterias rubens (European starfish)
Lineage: Eukaryota; Metazoa; Echinodermata; Asteroidea; Forcipulatida; Asteriidae
Exons: 2
Coding region: 85-2151 (688 amino acids)
Source: RefSeq, a predicted model, not a curated record
GUUUGUGCUGUGGACGCCAGCAUUUAUAUUAGUGCAUUCAAAUUUAAAGUUUCAUCAAAAGUUGAAAAGUUGUGUCUUGUAACAAUGGGCAGCCUAAUGUACAUAAGCUGUGUGUUGCUCAUGACGAAUGUACCGCUCAUUGACUCAUCGUACAGGCUAAUGGCCACGAGCAGCGUGGUGGAGGUCUGUCUCGGUAAAGAGUUACGUCUAUCUUGUCAUGUCAGAUUUGGAACAAGUACUGGAACACAGUCUCUCGCCGAGGUGGGUUGGAACCGUGGCGAGGGUGCUUAUGGAAGAAUUAACGUGACUGCCUGUAAGACAGAGUUAGAGGAAUGUACCGAACAAACAACUGACAGCCGUGGACAACUGCAAUAUGGCAUAGGUGAUAGCAAUGUUGCAUCGUUGUCACUCGUUGUCAAAAACAGUACAUUUGAAGACAACGCAACAUUUUCUUGCUUUGCCCUCGAUAGGAAUGGCGACCGACAGACUUCUCAGAACACAUCUGCAAUCGUCCACGGUCUUCCCAAUAAAGCAUUUUUGUAUCCGAUUUGCUCGAUAAAGACAUGCUCCUCUGAAGAUGCCGACAACGCCUGUACUCUCUCGUGUACCGCCGAGAUAACUGGGCCAAUGGUGUCGUUAGAUUGGAUCGUGUCUGGGACCAACUCGACCGAAGUUAGACUUUCCAAUAACACGGUGGUCAUUGGGAAUCAAGUCGUUCUACUUUAUAAUGUAACGGAGCGCUACGAUAAUGCAAUAUUUACUUGUCGUUUGUUUAGUGACGAGUUUCCAUGUUUAAAAAGUAGCUGCUCGAUUGAAUUAACAAGCGCGUCGUCGCCAUUUGCCCCGCCGGCUUAUGGGGGUCAAAGCCCCACUGGUUUCUCCCUCGUCAUGGUCAUCAUCAUGGCAGUAGCCGCUACUGUAAUAGUCAUCGUUCUCCUGCUUAUUAUAGCGUGCUUUGCUCGCACAAAAGGCAGCAAGAUUAAGCAAACAAAAAUGGAAGGGACGGCGGCCACUAAUACGACAACUGCUUCAUCAGAAAGACGCCAUCAAAACGUCUUUGAAGACGUUGGCAUCUACACCUUGCCUGAUUACGAGCAGACCGUCCGAGCGUCUCAUCAUACGUCGGUCGAUGUCGAACUUCUGGCGGGUGGAAAUGCUGGACCACCUGGUGCCCCCUCCCUGCCAUAUGAGGUGAUCCAACAGGCAGUCACUGAUAAUGACAACCAACUUUCGAUGAAGACACCGACACAGACUGCACAAGUCUAUGAAGUGCUGCAACCAGACGAGAUGGAUAGAGCAACAGACAACCAAGGACCUGCGAGUGUAGGGAGCGAGGUUGUGGUAAAUACACCGAGAAAGACUGCACAAGUCUAUGAAGUGCUGAAACCAGACGAGAUGGAUAGAGCAGCAGACAACGUAGGACCUACGAGUGUAGGGAGCGAGGUUGUGGUAAAUACACCGAGAAAGACUGCACAAGUCUAUGAAGUGCUGAAACCAGACGAGAUGGAUAGAGCAGCAGACAACCAAGGACCUGCGAGUGUAGGGAGCGAGGUUGUGGUAAGUACACCGAGAAAGACUGCACAAGUCUAUGAAGUGCUGAAACCAGACGAGAUGGAUAGAGCAGCAGACAACGUAGGACCUACGAGUGACGGGAGUCAAGUUGUUUUGAAUACACCAAGUCAGACUGCACACGUCUAUGAAUUACUGCGAUUAAAAGAGACGGAUAAAACGAGUUUGAAUGAUGAAGCUACCUGCGGAGGAGAUGAGGUUGGGGUAAAGACACAGAUACAGACUGCACAAGUCUACGAAGUGCUGAAAUCAGACGAGACAGAUAGUGCAACAGACAACGUAGGACCUACUUGUUGUGGAGGAAGCCAGGUUGUGGUAAAAACACUGAGUCAAAAAGCACUAGUCUACGACGUUCUGGAACCAGACGUGACGGAUAGUAGAGCAACAAUAGACAACGAAGGACCUACCCAUGGAGGAGGCGAGGAUGUGGUAAAGACACCGAGUCAAGAAGCACCAGUCUACGACGUGCUGGAACCAGACGAGGCUAAGAUACCGAGUAGUGACGAAGGAGCUACGUAUGAAGAAUGCGAUGUCAAUCCAACCUAUGUAGAAAUGGUGUCGUUUCCCCAAGGACCAAGGUGAAGCCGAGGAGGUUCCCAAAAGAGGCGGGGUCCCUUAGGUCUUUCAUCCAAGAUUCGGAGGGGGAAUAGCUGGGAAAUUGAGAAUAUCUGGAACGUACCCUACAAGGAAACGCGAAUGACUGAAUGGCCCUGAAGCGUAUUUUUGUCUAUACCGCAGUGAGGGGUUUUGUACUGUAACACUGCCAAUUUCUGUCUUGAGUAGGAGACUAUACGUUGCAUUGCUUUUUGAAGUAAUCCUCCAAUGGGGGAGGUUUGCAGAACGGCGUUUUAAUUAUAUGGAUUUCGGGCUUUCUUUCCCUUUUUGAAAUAACCCUCCAAAAGGGAACAUAAGCAUAAACGGCGUUUAUAAAUAACGUAUAGUCUCAUCUCAAUACAGGAAUUUGGCAGUGCUACAGUACAAACCCGUCGCUGCGGUUUGAAAAUAAAGUAAUGCAACCGGCGUAUGUCCUUGAAAGGGUCAUGCUCUUUUGAGGAACUGUCACGAAUAAAACAAACCAUAUAAACAAAUUAAAGGUCAUCAAUAUUCACAAGCUAUGAAACUAAUUAGGCCUAUGUGCCGCUGUGUCAGGGCAAUUUUUCAAGGAAAUAACAGCUUUCUCGAUAAAAAAAAAGUACGAUGCUUUUUAAUGAAAGCACAAGUCACCACCAUACAGGCCUAGCUAUCCUUAAAGAUACCGGACACCUUUGGUAAUUGUCAAAGACCAGUCUUCUCACUUGGUGUAUCUCCACAUAAUAUAUGCAU